AUGUCCGCACUCACAAACGACCAAAUCGAGGAACUCAUCACUCAGUCCCUCGAAGCAAGAAACUUUUCCUACUCGCCCUACUCAAAGUUCCGUGUGGGCGCCGCUCUGCGCACGGUCGAUGGCAAAAUCUAUCAAGGAUGCAACGUUGAGAAUGCUUCGUAUGGAGGAGCCAUCUGCGCCGAACGAACUGCAUUCGUAAAAGCUGUUAGCGAGGGUCACCUGCGGUUUGUUGCCAUUGCUGUCUCCUGCGAUUUCAACCACUAUAUCACUCCCUGUGGUAUCUGCAGGCAAUUUAUGAACGAGUUUGGAAAGAACCUGGAAAUCUUCUUUGUCAACGACGACAGGACAUACAAGCGCGCCGUUCUCGCUGACCUCCUUCCUUACGCCUUUGGCCCUGAGGACCUGCCAGCCAAGUGA
Linnemannia hyalina is the source of this 417-nucleotide messenger RNA. The record is from the annotation of a GenBank genome assembly. Lineage: Eukaryota; Fungi; Mortierellomycota; Mortierellomycetes; Mortierellales; Mortierellaceae.